AUGCCCGUGCCCCAAACCCCUUCGUCCGACUCCGACUCUGACGAGCCCAAUUGGGGCGAUUCCAGUCACUCCUCGGCUGACGACAGCGACAGUUACAGUGACAGUAAGAGCGAGUUUGAAGAUGUCGCGAUCGACCAUCGAAGAGCUAUCAGGCUCUGGACGGCCAUACAUGGCUCGCAUCGGAACGCGACCGGUCGUAUGAGUGCUCUUCGAUGGUCGAUCGCGACAUCUUCAAACUCGCUCUUACUGUCACUGUAACUGUCGCUGUCGUCAGCCGAGGAGUGACUGGAAUCGCCCCAAUUGGGCUCGUCAGAGUCGGAGUCGGACGAAGGGGUUUGGGGCACGGGCAUGCGCCGCUUUCUCUUCCGAGUCGGGCGUGGAGACGGUUCAUCCAGAGUUGUGCUGGCUUGUGAGGAUGCUCGACCGCUUUGAUCGUCCCUCCGACCUGCAAGAGGUGUGA
Microbotryum saponariae is the source of this 460-nucleotide messenger RNA. The record is from the annotation of a GenBank genome assembly. Lineage: Eukaryota; Fungi; Basidiomycota; Microbotryomycetes; Microbotryales; Microbotryaceae.